This is a messenger RNA of Anthonomus grandis grandis, 1360 nucleotides long. Its product is annotated as circadian clock-controlled protein daywake-like. The record is from RefSeq and is a predicted model, not a curated record. Lineage: Eukaryota; Metazoa; Arthropoda; Insecta; Coleoptera; Curculionidae. The transcript has 5 exons. Bases 123 to 908 code for a protein of 261 amino acids.
CCCAAGUUCUGCCAGUAACAAUGAGGUGCGAUAUUUCUUUGCAUUUGGGUAGUUAGGUUGACAGUUUGCUUUUCGCUUCAUAAGUUAUAAUUAACCGUAAAGCAGAAUUUAAAUUUGUAAUCAUGUUUUUUAAAAAUACAUUUCUGUAUACAGUUAUAAUAUGGGUUCGAUUUGGUGUUUAUGCCCAAGGCGAGGAAGCUAGAAAAAAUGAGACACAGUUUACAACACCUGAAUAUAUCCUACCAUGUUAUAAAUCAGACCCAAACCUCAACAAAUGCUUACAAGGAACAUUUAACCACCUAAGGCCCUAUUUAGUCAAUGGACUGACAGACAUUAAUGUACCAAGUAUCGACCCUUUUAAGUUGGAUAAAAUCGUAAUUGAAAACGGUCAAGGACCUUUAAAAGUUAAGGCUUCAUUUUACAACGUUACAGCGCAAGGAGCUCAAAAUUAUACUGUUGAAAAAAUAAACGCCAAUGUAGAUGAUUACAUUAUCGAAAUAGGGUUUAAAUUUCCAAGGAUGGAUAUAAGAGGGAAAUACGAUGUAAAUGGUAAUGUAUUGCUAUUUCCAGUACGAUCCAAGGGAGACUUUUGGGCAAUUUUUCUUGAUAUUGAAGCGGCAGCAAAAAUAUAUGGUGUAGAAUUUAUCAGAGAUAACGUGCGAUACAUGAGAGUAGAAAAAAUGCUUGUUGAUUUUAAGUUGAAAAAAAGCAGAUUUAGAAUCAGAGAUAUAAUAAAUCAUAGCAAUAUUAUCGGUGAGGCUAUGAAUAAUUUUCUUAACAACAACUCUGAAGAAAUAAUCAGAGAAAUGAAGCCAGCAGCCCGAUUGUCAAUAGCCAGACAUUUUAAAGGGUUUUUAAAUAGCGCCUUUAUGCAGCUGCCUUUAAAAAUAUGGUUACCAGAUGCUUAGCAACGUAGGAAAUAAGGACUUUUGUACAUAUUUAUUUUCUUAGGUUAAGUACAGGCUGUGGUUUAAGAACAAUAAGAAGGUUUUAUGCACUUAAUUAUGUUACUCUUCUUUAUAUAAACUAAAGUCGGAAUCGUGACUAUUUUUGUACAAAUAGUUUUACUGGAAAAAAAACUCAGCUACACAUACUACUCGUUAAAGUAGUGAACUGUUUUAGCUUGGAUGCAACUAGAAUUAUAAAUAAGUAUAAGUAAAUAACGAUGUUUUUAAAUUUUAUUGUAUUUCCAAGUUAAAAAAAAAAUUAUGAAAUUGUGGAACCCCACAUUGAACUGACAUCAAACAAACAUUGAUAAAAUUAUAUUUUUUUAUCGAUAUGCAUUAAACAAAUUCAUUAUUAAGAUUGAUAUACAGUUUUGUAAUUAAGUUUUUUUUAAUUAAAUGUUUAUUUUCUACAA